AUGUGCCAAUACACGUACAGCUGGUACUACUGCAACCACGACUACUACAUCUGGGCCAACAGCGUCGAGAUUUGCCCGAACCGUCUGCUGUCUGGCUAUUCGUACGAUGCGUGGAGCAUCGACAUGUGCAAGAACAUGAAGGUCACUUGCGCCGGCUUCAGCAACUACUACUGCAACGACUGUUCCGAGGACGUGGCACUUGAGUUCGAGCUGGACGAGUUGUAGAGGCUGGACGGCCGGCCGGCACGGAGCCCGUCGGCGGGCACAACACACCCGCAGCAAGAGCAGCGGCGAUCGGACACGCUGCCGACUCCCAACAAGCUGUGCUGGCGCAUCCUCUGUGGACCACCGCUCGUGAGGGAACCACUGCUGCGAGGCAAGCGAGCGGCGAAAAAAAGAGGUGAGCAGUACAUGCUCCGCU
Messenger RNA from Verruconis gallopava, 421 nucleotides. RefSeq lists its product as uncharacterized. The transcript has a single exon. The record is from RefSeq and is a predicted model, not a curated record. Bases 1 to 225 code for a protein of 74 amino acids. NCBI's taxonomy places the organism in Eukaryota, Fungi, Ascomycota, Dothideomycetes, Venturiales, Sympoventuriaceae.